Messenger RNA from Aphanomyces invadans, 5254 nucleotides. RefSeq lists its product as hypothetical. The record is from RefSeq and is a predicted model, not a curated record. Gene Ontology annotation, molecular function: enoyl-CoA hydratase activity. Gene Ontology annotation, biological process: fatty acid beta-oxidation. The coding region runs from base 44 to 886 and encodes 280 amino acids. Gene Ontology annotation, cellular component: mitochondrion. Lineage: Eukaryota; Oomycota; Saprolegniomycetes; Saprolegniales; Verrucalvaceae. The transcript has 3 exons.
AUGCCAUUGGUUCCCGUUCUUCAAGUGUGUUGUGAUUGGUGGAAUGCGGACUCCACACUUGACAGCGUGGUCGUCGCCGUCACUUUCGACGAUGUUUCGCCUUCGAAUUGCAGCCGGGCCACGACGCCUUGCGGUCCACCGAGGCGUCUCCAGCGCGGCGAAAGAAUCCGUCACCCUAGAGAAGCAAGGACAGAUUGGCAUCGUACGCUUGAACGAUCCCAACCGCCUCAACGCUUUGACGGCAGACAUGGGGGACCGCGUCGAAGAACUUGUGCAAGAGAUCAAGGACCGCGCGGACGAAUUCCGUGCAAUUGUGUUGACGGGAGAAGGGCGUGCGUUUUCGGCGGGCGGUGACUUGGACUUUUUGCAGAAGCGCGCCAGCGACACGACUAGCCGCAACACGGUCACGAUGCGCAAGUUCUAUGGUCGGUUCUUGAGCUUGCGCAGCCUUCCCGUUCCGCUUAUAGCUGCACUGAACGGCCCUGCCAUCGGUGCCGGCAUGUGCAUUUCCCUCUUUGCCGACGCUCGCGUCGUGGCCAAGGACGCCAAGCUAGGCUUCACGUUUGUCCACUUGGGUUUGCACCCCGUACGAGAUCCCCGUCGACUCUACCUACCUUGUGAUGGAUCUACUAGGGUAUGGCGUGCACGCAUUAUCUCCCGCUCCUCGUUGGAGCCGAGAGGGCCAACCACUUACUCCUUAGCGGCAAGGUACUCUUUGAUUGUCCUGGUUCUCGUUCGUGCUUCAUCGACAUCAAAGGUGAUUUCGGGCCAAGAAGCGUUCGAGCUUGGCCUGGCCACGAAAGUCGUGAGCAAGGUAGUACGACCGUCCAUGCCAGUGGAAUGCAGCACUCCAUCUUGGGUUCUGUUAGGAGGACGUGGUGGCUGAGGCUGUCAAGUUGGCCGAAGAGAUGACGUCGGGGUCGUCGAUUGCGACCCGCAGCCUGCUCCAGACCCUUCGCCUCAAGCAAGACCAGGGCCUGGACAUGGCGCUCCAUCGAGAGGCCAGCAGUCAGGCAGUGUGCUAUGCAACCCCCGACUACCGCGAAGGCGUCGAUGCGAUUGCAUCCAAGCGAAAGCCCGUGUUUGGUCCUCUCGAGCAUUACAAGUAGGUAGAUCUCUACGACCAAAACAGGGCUCGGCAUUUCCUACCAGUCCAAGUUUGGCUUCGAGUCGUUCACUCCCUUCGGAACGUUCUUGUGGCCCCACGGACAAUGGCGGCACUUGUACCCGCAACACGCGCGCUCUUUCAAGUAAACCGACGUGAAGACGGUGUAACCUGACCCAGGGUCGACAUACUGCCGAUACCCUCGCUCGCACGCCACUCGAUGCAGCAGUCGAUACUUUUCACUUGCCACAUCAUCGUCGUCGUCGCUGUCCAAGUCUUGAAUCUCGUCUAGAUCUUGCCGUAGCGACUCGUCGGCGACUACGUCGGACCAAGUGAGUGGCGUCAUCGGCGCCCACGUGUGCUGCUUGGGUGCAACUAUUGGAAAGGAUACGCUUCGUGAUGUCGAGGAUGGGGGAGUCGCAAUUUUCGUGGCGCACAUGGCCUCUUGCACGUUUUCAUCUGGCACGGCAUCAUCCUGUGAUAGCGACAGGAUUUGCACGAGAGACGUGGAUUUCUUGCCGUCGUAGCCGCCGACGACCGCCAUGUCAACACUGCUCGUGUCCUUGCCAUUCGAAAGUAUCGCCAUCGAGUGCCUGCACACUGGAUGCAAAAGGGAUUGUCCCAGUCGACGCCACACUUUCGUCGUCAAAUCCAAUGCGUACACCGAGUCCAUGACAGACCCCCCGCGUGUGAGAUGGGACUGGCCGCCAGUCACGACCAUAACGUGGCCGUGCACAAGGAUGGCGGCGUGGGACGUUCGACGGGACGGCACAUCACCGGAGCACGUCCAUGAUUCCCAUGCGAUUCCCGUGCGGUCCGGGUAAAACGCCCACACGUCGUUUCGCGGCCCGAGCGAUUUGUCCGACCCACCAAAUACCACCAUGACCCCGCGACGGCGUCGGCAAGACUCGUCCUUGGGUGGUUGCGGGGAGUUGUCGCAUGGCCACCACACUGCUGUAUGAUCUGUUCGCGGCGAAGGAUGCAAGGGGCUGUCGUCCACGUUCAUGGAGAGCGUCGUCCACGUCCACGUAGUCAGGUCGAGCUGAGUUACAUCGUUGAAGCGCUUGCGGCCAUUCCAACCGCCAAACACCAACACGUGCGAGUUGGAUUCGAGGACCAUCGAGGGAUUACCUCGUGGAGAUGGAGGGCUACCCAUCGAGCUACCAUGGGUCCAGCACCGCGUUGUCAAGUCCAAGAGCUCGAGGUCCGCGAGGGGACGCAGCCCGGCCGCGUCCCAUCCGCCAAACACCACGACGACGUCACCCCACACGACCGCGGCAUGGUUGGAGCGACGAGUUGGCACCGAUUCACCGAACACUGUUGUGCACGGCACGGGACGCCACGAGUACUUGCCGUCUACCACCGACGAGCUGCCUUCCCACAGCACAUUUGCAUCCAACUGCCGACGGGACGUGUCACCUUGCAAAAGGAGCAGCUUGUCGUGCCAUGAGAGCAGGACGUGAGCCGACACUGGAAGAGCAGUGGGCACAGAUCCAUUGCUUGGCCCUGUUGAGGCGAUAGAAGGCUCUCGUUCACUCGAGCAUGUUGUUGGCGUGGCCGCGUCCGCAGGACGAAAGGAGACUGGCUCAGUCGCUUGUUCAGAGGGACAAUGCAGCGAUGGCCUCAAGUUCACAGGGACGAAGUGGUCGGUCAUCGCCGGCAUGCAUUCGCGUGUGCCAGUGAAUUGCAGCACCGACUCUGGCGGACCUGGGUAAGCAAUCGGGAUGUUGCUUUCCGGGUGAAGUAGCGCUGCCAGGAUCUCAAUGCCAUCGACACUUUGAGGACCUGGGCGAGACGACAGCUCGUGGCUUAACAAAAACAAGCGCGGAGGCGACGCUUGCAUGGCCGGAAGGUCCCAAAACCCGGGAAGAUUCGCGAGGUGGUCUUCAACUUCCUUGGCACUUCCAUACGCCGACUUGCCACAGCACGCCACCACGAGCACGUCUGGCGAUGCGGUGACGAUAUCGUCCCACAACAGCCUACGCGGCGGACACCCCGGGAACGAAUCCCAAAGCGCUUCCACUCCUCCCGCUCGAAUGCGCAUGUCUGGCAGCCAUUGCCCGGACACGACUAGCGGGAACGCGCUUUCCAACCCCACUACCCGUGGCUUGACUGGGUUUGUCACCCCUACCGCUUUCCGAACGCGCUCCAAACGUGCGGUGAGAGAAGCAUGAAGCGCUUCGCCACGCUUGGGCUCGCCGACGACGGCGCCGAGUCGGAGAACUUGCUGCAGCAUUUCGUCAACGGUGCGCGGUCGACAGAGAACUGUCGAUGUCGUCGCGGCAAGGCCGAUCGCGUCCAACGCCCGCAGCAGCGCCGAAUCGGUCACGGCGCACCGAUCGCACGCUUCUUGGGUGAACACAACGUCAGGUUUGGCGGCACGCAAGGUCGGGGUGUGUAUUGUGUGCAGGUCUCGCACGCCCGCCGCAUGGAACUCUUGGACUUGGCGCUCGAUGUCUUGGCUCGUGGUAGCUGUGAUCAAACUGAGCGUGAGCUUUGGCAACGACUUUACGAGCCACGAGGGGGCCGUGCAGAACUCGCUAAUGCCAUGAAGCACGGCCGGGUUGGCUGGGAACGCGUCGUCGUCGCUAGUCGUUGUGGACCAGAUGGCACCGAGGGUUUCCGUCGCAGUUGCUUCCAACGACACGAACCGCAUCUUGCGCCGGGCAGCUUGGACGAGGGCUGGCGCCAUCUCGGGGGUCGCCCCAAAGUGAACAUGGCAAUACGAAGCAAUCGUGCUAUCUUGCACAACGCCUUCGAGAGAUGGCGGACACGAUGUCGUCGAUGUGUGCACCAUCGCCACGUUGUACGCAUGAUGCGCGACGCCAGCCCACCCAAUGCCGACCCCCUCACGGCUGAGCUGCUCGAUGGGUUUCCCGGAGCUGUCGGUGGCUUCCGAAAAGUGAUAUUGCUGGCAACGUAGAACGAGGUUCGGGGGAAGCCGCAGCAACGACACCAAGGCAGGCGACGGCGUUGCGUUGACAUAGCCCAUAACCAUACGCGGCGUCAUGGUGACGUCGAAGGGGAGGAGGCCGACCAUGGAAAACAAACCUCCAUGGCCAUCGUGGAGCGCCUGGGACAGGUACAUUAGCCCACCGCAUUCUGCGUAAAUCAACCCGCCGCGACGUGCGAAGUCCCUCACGGACGAUUGCAAGGUUGUGUUGGCCAUGAGGGCCGACGCAUGCAGCUCAGGAUAUCCACCUCCAAAGUAGAUGCCAUGCAAGCCAGGCGGCAACGUUUUGUCUCGGAGCGGAGAAAAGUAGACCAGUGUCGCGCCUGCAGCUUCCAAGAGGUGGAGGUUGUCAUGGUAGUAGAAGCAGAACGCGUCAUCUUUGGCGAUGCCAAAGCGGACAGGUGGGAGCAGAGCAUGGCUCGAGUCGCUUGACGACGAUGGGUCCGCCGACAACGCGGUAGCACCGCUUGGGGGGAAUACCGGACCCGCCGUCAGGUCAAACAAAUCCAAGUUGACGUGCGAGUGAAUGAGUCGUCGCAGUUCAUGGAGGACACUGGUCGAGCUAUCGGGGGUCGGUAAAUGGAGCCCCAAAUGCCGCUCUGGCAUAACGACAGCCGCCGAUUUGGGAAGGCACCCGAGGACAGACACCCUUUCCGUGAGUGCUGUCGACGCUAUAGCGUCCCGAAGCCAUUGAGAAUGUGCCUUUCCCCCGACCUUGUUGAAGAUGACGCCUGCUAGGCGUACAUUUGGAUCGAACGAAGCGUACCCGUGCACGAUAGCGGCCGCCGUUCGGCCGAGACACCACGCGUCGACUACCAACACGACCGGUGCAUCCAGCCAUUUUGCGAUUUCGGCGGUGCUUCCACAGUCCGAAUGCCCAUCGCGACUGUCAAAUAGCCCCAUGCAGCCCUCGACAAUGGCAAAGUCCGCCUUGGACGCGCGGCAAUGGCGUGCAAACGAUUCCAAAACGCCUUCGCGGCCCAUCAUCGCACCGUCCAGAUUGACGCUCGCAACGCCGCCACACGCGACCGUGUGGUGCAUGGGGUCGAGAAAGUCGGGGCCGACUUUAAAUGGCUGAACGCGCAACCCACGAUGGGUUAACGACGCCAUGAUGCCAAUGGCAACGGACGUCUUGCCGACGCCGCUAGACACGCCAGAGACCACUAACACACGCGGGAGUUGCUCAGCCAUCGCGC